This is a messenger RNA of Penicilliopsis zonata CBS 506.65, 843 nucleotides long. RefSeq lists its product as hypothetical. Gene Ontology annotation, biological process: protein phosphorylation. The record is from RefSeq and is a predicted model, not a curated record. Gene Ontology annotation, cellular component: cytosol; nucleus; EKC/KEOPS complex. Bases 1 to 843 code for a protein of 280 amino acids. Lineage: Eukaryota; Fungi; Ascomycota; Eurotiomycetes; Eurotiales; Aspergillaceae. Gene Ontology annotation, molecular function: protein serine/threonine kinase activity; ATP binding. The transcript has a single exon.
AUGACGACCACGACUGAGACGUACAGGCCUCCUCCGCUGCCUUCUCUCUUCGCGACAACUACCCCACCACCAACGCUGCUCACGCAGGGCGCCGAAGCACAUCUCUACAAAACCGUCUUCCUGGACGCAUCGACGCCAGCGGCACUCAAGAUCCGCCCGUCAAAGCCGUACCGGCAUCCUAUUCUCGAUCGACGACUCACACGGCAGCGCGUUCUCCACGAAGCACGCUGUCUAGUCAAACUCAUCAGGGAAGGUGUCAAUGUCCCGGCGGUGCUGGCAAUGGACUGGGAGGGACAAAACGGCGAGAGCGGACAGGGGGGGUCAUGGAUCCUCAUGGAAUGGAUCGACGGAGCGCCUGUACGCGUUGCGCUCGAGCGAUGGGAAGCCUGGCUAGCUAAGAACAAGGGUCUGGCGGAGCAGAACACGCCGCAGUAUCAGGAGGGGACGACGCGCGUGCGCGACCUCCUGAGAAGAGUCGGACAGACUGUCGGCGCGUUGCAUAAGGCGGGCGUCAUCCAUGGUGAUCUGACGACGAGCAAUCUGAUGCUUCGGCCAUGGAAAGCGGAUGCGGAGGUAGCGCUAGAAGCUGGGGAGUGUCCCUCCGUGGACGGAGAUAUCGUUCUCAUUGAUUUCGGGCUGGCCGGCCAGAGCGCGUCAGAUGAGGACCGAGCCGUCGACCUGUAUGUCCUGGAGAGGGCGUUCGGAAGCACACAUCCUCGCACCGAGCCGCUUUUCCCGGAAGUAUUACAGGGCUACCGGGAGAGCUACAAGGGAGCCGCGGGUGCUUUGAAAAAGCUUGAAGAGGUGAGGAUGAGAGGUCGCAAGAGAAGCAUGCUUGGAUGA